Messenger RNA from Arachis ipaensis, 1469 nucleotides. RefSeq lists its product as uncharacterized. Gene Ontology annotation, molecular function: protein binding. Lineage: Eukaryota; Viridiplantae; Streptophyta; Magnoliopsida; Fabales; Fabaceae. The record is from RefSeq and is a predicted model, not a curated record.
AGAGGAGAUAUUCUUGUGUGAGAUUGAAAAAUAAAAAGGUGAUUAACAACAUUGUGGAUUGAGAAAGGAGAUAUUCUUGCUUCUCCUCCAAGCCUACACAUUCUCCGCCAUAUUUAAGACCUUCACACCCCAAAAACCGAUCCUCUUCUUUCUCUUAUUCACGGAAUCCCCAACUUUUUCCAGCUCAAAAGAAUUCAUUACUCUAUCUCUCUUCUCUCUAUAAAACCCAACACCUUCACAUUUUCACUAUACACAAUGGCGUCGCCCUUCAUCUUCCUAAUUUUCUUCUUCAUAUUCAGAGUGCAUCAUGCUAUAUUGGAUCCCAAUGAUUUCUUGGCUCUUCAAUCUAUUCGUAAAUCGCUUCACGAUGUUCCUGGCUCUAACUUCUUUUCUUCUUGGGACUUCACCUCUGAUCCAUGCACAUUCUCCGGCGUCUUCUGCCAUGCCGACAGAGUCGUCGCUCUAAACCUUGGCGAUCCCCGCGCCGGCUCCCCCGGCCUCACCGGAAAACUUGACCCCGCACUCUCCAAGCUCUCCGCUCUCGCCGAAUUAACCGUCGUCCCCGGCCGAAUCUACGGCCAUCUCCCGCCCUCUCUCUCUGCACUUACCAAUCUCCGAUUCCUUGGCAUUAGUCGUAAUUUCAUCUCCGGCGACAUUCCGGCAGGUUUAGGCAACCUUCGCAGCCUGAGAACUCUCGAUCUCAGCUACAACCAGCUCUCCGGAACAAUCCCUCCGGCGAUUGGAAACCUCCCGGAGCUCGUCAACGUCGUCCUCUGCCAUAACCGUCUAACCGGUUCGGUUCCCAGAUUCUCAUCUCAAACGCUAACCCGGCUCGAUCUGAAACAUAACACUCUCUCCGGUUCGAUCGAACCGGAUUCCCUCCCUCCCUCACUCCACUACCUCUCCCUCUCAUGGAACUGGUUCACUGGACCGGUAGACCGGUUACUAAGCAGGCUCAACCAGCUAAACUACCUCGACCUAAGCCUGAACCGGUUCACCGGUUCAAUUCCAGCUCAACUCUUUACGUACCCCCUAACAAACCUCCAGCUCGAGAGGAACCAGUUCUCGGGUCCGGUCCAACCGGUCAACGACGUUUCGAUCCAGACCGUUGAUCUUAGCUAUAACAGAUUCUCCGGUGAGAUAUCGCCCAUGCUGGCGAACGUGCAGUAUCUUUACCUGAACAACAACGGGUUUUCCGGGCAGGUCCCUGCCAGCUUCGUUGAUCGGUUGCUGGCGGCGAGUAUAGAGAUUCUUUAUCUGCAGCAUAAUUACCUGACCGGAAUAGCGAUAAGUCCCACGGCGGAGAUUCCGGUGAGCAGCUCGCUUUGCGUUCAGUAUAACUGUAUGGUGCCGCCGGUGCAGACGGGGUGUCCGGUGAGGUCCGGGACGCAGAAGAUUCGGCCUGCUGAGGAGUGCAAUCAAUGGAGGGGAUGAUGAUUUUUUGAGUAAAAAGAAUCAUAUAAUAUAAU